AUAGCUACUUCUGAUUUAUUAUUCAAUACUUCCUUAUCGACAACUCUAUACCUACCACCUUUAAAUAAUCCUCUUUUAUUUAUAAACCUAACAAUGGCUGCAACAACUGAUGAUAUUAUGAACUACCUUAAAGCAAAUACCAUUGCUGAUAAAUGGCAAACAACCUUCUAUGCAACUCAAAAUACAGCAGGAACACCAAAUUGGA
Messenger RNA from Scutellospora calospora, 205 nucleotides. The record is from the annotation of a GenBank genome assembly. Lineage: Eukaryota; Fungi; Glomeromycota; Glomeromycetes; Diversisporales; Gigasporaceae.